Argiope bruennichi is the source of this 2424-nucleotide messenger RNA. Its product is annotated as serine/threonine-protein phosphatase 6 regulatory ankyrin repeat subunit C-like. The transcript has a single exon. Gene Ontology annotation, molecular function: protein binding. Lineage: Eukaryota; Metazoa; Arthropoda; Arachnida; Araneae; Araneidae. Bases 1056 to 2330 code for a protein of 424 amino acids. The record is from RefSeq and is a predicted model, not a curated record.
UUAAUAGCUUGCCUUCGGAUAUAUGUAUACGCUUACAAGCCAAACCAUUAGUUUUACCGAGUGUAUAUAUGCGACCAAAACAAUCAAAAGUCUAAGAAAAUUAGGUAAAUUCUUUGUUAAAUCAUGUGAUAAGCAUUAUUUGCAUGAAUUGUUUUUGCUCUAUAGAGCAAUCUAAUCAAACUACAACUACGAAAUCCAUAUAUAUAUGUAUAUAUUUGGAGAUAAAAAAAAAUCUGGAACUGUAGUGAUUUUAAAUGUUAUUAAUGAAAAUUUGAAUUAAUUAAAAAAAACAAGAAAAGUCUUGACAAUCUUUUUCUUUAAAUUCAAAAAAGCAUUACGGUAACAGAGAAGCUCAUUUUAUAGCCUUUUAAAAUCAAAAUAUCUAUAAAAUUUCAGAAAUGUAACUAUUGUGACAUUCUUAAUGAAUUUUCGCGAUUUUUUUUAAAUAUUUUAUGUGUAGUGUUUUAAAUACAUCUUAUUGAUACGAGAUAUGUAAAAAAAAGGAGCGUUCACACGAGGCUAACUACUUCGCGUAAUGGAAAUUCUCGUCCACCUCAGGAACAUACGCUGACCCAAUAAGAAAGUAGUUAUUGGUUUUUUUCAUUGGAACAGUUAUUUCACAUUGUCUGGUUGCGGUCACAUGAUUUUCCUUCAAUAGGCAUGGCUAUCCAUUGUGGGCAAUAUUUGGCCUCGUUAAUAGGUCCUUGACAUUCAGACCAAUCAUAUGAUUAGAAGUUCUCUUCUCCGAUACGUCUCUACUGAAGUAAAGAAGAAGUCAUCUAAUUAAAACGAUAGCUCAGAAUUGUUGGGUAACAUCUGUGAAGACAGGCAAGUCAACUCGUUAAAAUGUUGAGAGAGCUGAAGGUAAAUCUGCUUGAAUUACUAUUUGUUUCUAAAAAGUUAAAUGUUCCAAAAAGUUUAAUAAACCAGUAAAAAUUAACUUUAAAUUCAAAAGGAAUGCAUUAACUUUAGAUUUAGCAGAAAAGCAAAUUUAACGAUUGUUCCAAAAAAUUUUCAGACAAGAAAUAAUAUUUUUAUUAGAUUAUGUAAUUAAAAUGAGCUUAUUGCGUGACUUUAUCACGGCUAAUGAUUUUGCAGCACUUCGUGAUUUCCUCAGUGAAGGGAUAAAUCCAAAUAUUGCAGAUUGCGAAGGGAACACACCUCUACACUUCGCCGUUUGUAAAAAGGAAGAACAUGAGCAAGAAUCGGAAGCUUAUUUGCAAGUUGUACGGGAAUUAAUUUAUUUUGGAGCCGAUGUGAAUCGUACGGACAACCUCGGAAAUACUCCUCUGCACUUCGCUGUUGGUUUUAGGAAAUACAAAACAAUGGAAAUACUUCUAAAAUGCAAUGCGGGAAUAGAUAUACAGGACGAUUUUGGAAAUACUGCAAUGCAUUAUGCCAUUGAUAACUGGGAGUUUUUACAGUGGAUAAUGACUAACCAUGAAUGUCCUGGAGUUCGAUCACAUGCCGAUUUGGAAGCCCUCAAACUUCUUAUGAAAUAUCAUCCGAAUAUCAACAUAUGUAACGGUUUAUAUGAAACUCCAUUGAUAUGGGCAGUGAAAGAACAGAAUCUUCAAAUUGUCCAAAUAUUACUCGAAGGAGGGGCCAACCCUUCAUUAAGCGAUUACCUUGAUCAGGAUUCCUUACAUUAUUCUUUAGAUAGAACAGAAAUUAAUGUUUCAAUUGUGACUGAACUCCUCAGACAUGAAAGUAGUCUUGCAUACAAAAAUACCUAUUCAGAAAGUGCGUUAGAUGUGUAUCUUGAAAGGCUUUACAAUGCAUCUCCUUCAGAACAAGAAAAAGCAAAGUAUUUAUUCAAACUUUUUGUGUUUCGGAAAAAUGAUUUUAACAGUAGAGAAUGUGAGAUAAUAGCAGACAUAAGCGGAAAAACGAAAAAUUAUCUGUGCCAAUUCUUUUGGUACUGCCGCUUUGAAAUUGAACAAAUGAAAGAUGAUGAACUUGUAACAGGUUAUACUGUUUUUGAUUUGGCUUCGAGGGGAUUUUAUUAUAGUAUUUCUGAAGAGAUACCGCAUUCAUUUGAAAUUUUUGAUAAAACACUAGAAAAAUUGAAGACAUGCGAAUAUACCAUAUAUAUUGACAUGAUCGUAUCUGGUAUUUGCAGAGAGUAUCUGGCUGUUAAAACUUCAGAAACUGGCUAUUGGAUGGACAGAAAUGGUGAACUAGUAGAAUUUUUAAAUUUUGACUCGCGUUUUCGCAUCUGUUAUUAUUUGAACAAUUUUGAAAUGUUUAAUUUGUUUCUGGCCUUUUCUUUUGACAGCUCCUUUUUUAAAAUCUGCAGAAUCUGCAACAUGUUGUAUAAAAAUGUAUGAAUGUUAUAUAUUUUUGAAAUUGAAUGUUUUUAAGACGGAAAUUCGAACUUCAAUAUUUUCAUCCUCAUAAAUCGUUGAAUGAAAAUGUUGAAAA